AUGGAAGUUUACACACACAUUGAUGAUCACUUGCAGAAGGCGGCAGCAGAAGGCAAUUUUAAACCAUUCAAGGAUUAUCGAAGGACUCUUCCUAGCCUACUCACCUCAAAUAAAAACACAAUAUUGCAUAUCUACCUUACCUCUUCGGAUAAAAGAUCCACCAAGUUUAUAAAAAAGGUACUUCGCAAUUGUCCGUCACUGUUACGGGAUGUAAAUGUCCACGGUGAUACUCCGUUGCACAUUGCAGCUAGGUACGGGCAUGCUGAUGUAGCAGAAGAGCUAAUCAAAUGGGCAAAGGCUUCAAUGCAUAAUGAAAUUGCUAUAGAGAGCGGAGAAGGGCCAAGAGAGAGAGAAAUUGUAGCAGUAAGGGAGUUGUUAAGAAUGAAAAAUAGAAAUGGAGAGACGGCCUUACAUGAAGCUGCACGAAAUGGAAAAAGUCUGGGUGUCGUGAAAGCAAUAUUGAGUAAUGAAGAUCCUUUGUAUUCAUAUUCUGCCAAUAAUUAUGGGGAAACUCCGCUUUACCUGGCUGCUCAAAAUGGAUGUGAAAAGAUAGUUCUUGAACUAUUGAAUAGAAGCAAUUCACAGUCACUGGCUUAUGGCGGCCCCAAUGGUAAAACGGCAUUACAUGUGGCAACAAUGCACCGCCGCUACUCCAAAAGUUCAUGUAUAUCAAGAAGACACUGUUAUCCAUGUAUGAUAGACGCGCUGUUGGACAAAUGGAGUAGCUUGGCCAAACAAACAGAUGACAAAGGUUGGACUCCACUCCACUAUGCUGUGUAUAAAUGUAGAGCACGUGCAGUCCAAAAGCUAUUAGAUAAGGAUAUAUCUACAGCUUACAUUGCCGAUAAAGAUGGGAAGAGAACUGCUCUUCACAUUGCAGCCUGUCGAGACUUCAAAGACGGAGUGGAAAUGAUCAUUUCUAAAUGCCCAGGUUGCUGCGAACUUACUGACAUUAGAGGCUGGAAUGUUCUUCACUAUGCAGUGAUUGGCAAAAGUGAUGAAGUACUAAAAGCAUUGCUCCAACAUUCAUCAUUGAUUUACCUUUUAAAUGGGAAAGAUGCUAAAGAGAAUACGCCUGUCCAUCUAUAUAAUGCUUAUCAUUCCGAUUCGCCUUCUUUCAUAGAAGGAGAUUCUAGUAUGUUCUUCUUCUGGAAAAAACUGCACAAAGAAAUUCAAAUCGCAGGAUACUCUUCCUCAAAGAAGAAUGACAAUUUAGAAUGGAUGAAAGAUGUUGGCAAUGGACCAAUAGGGGAAAUUCAGAAAGAAAAAAGAGGAAAGAGAACAGAAAAUAAGAUACUUCAACUUGAAAAAGUCAAGGACUCUCAUUUGGUUGCUGCAGCACUUAUAGCAACAGUAACCUUUGCGGCAGCUUUCACCUUACCCGGCGGUUAUGUAAGUGAUGAAAAAGACAUGGGGAAGGCUGGGACACCUAUCCUAAGCAAAAAUUCAGCUUUUAAAGCAUUUAUGAUAUCAGAUACUAUAGCUUUGGUUUUAUCUACUUGUUCCGUCUUUAUCCACCUUAUGCUGGUGAUCAUAGGAUAUCAGGAAAGAUACUAUUGGUUAAUAAGAUUUGCCUUCAGCUUCCUUUUCUAUGCUAUGGUAGCAAUGAUGGUUACAUUUGCGACCGGCACUUAUGCAGUUCUAACGCCAUCCUUAGCGUAUGUCGUUUGUGUCAUCGGAUUGAGCUUCUUCUUCUUCCUAACUUAUUCCAUCACAAGGGUGACAUGGGGUUUCCUUAGACACAUCAUUUCGGAUGACAGUGAUGAUGAGGAUGUUGAAAAGGAAAUUUUCUCGUGGAUGAUUGGCGGAAUCUGGUCACGUUUCUUAUUCUUUCUCCCUACUUUGAUGUGGUCACCGUAUUUGAAGCUUCGACGUUUGUUUGAAAAGAUUAGAGUCUCAUUGAAGAAGAAAAUCAUAGUCCCACUGGAGAAGAAAAUUAUAGUCCCGAUGUAGAAGAAAAUCAACCUAUUUAAGCCUGUUUCCGCUCGUUAAAGGCCUUCAACUAUCUCAAAUUCUAUUGCUUGUUGCUUGGUAGCCUUGCCAUUAGUCUCCGUGUCUCAUAUCUGCAGAGGAGUUGGAGCUGGGACUUUCAUAAGUUUCUGCAUCGAUUAGAUUUUUAUCUUUCCCUUCUCUUGUUCUUUUUAAUUUUACUAUUUUAGACAUAUUAGCAAAUAUGAUUUUGGGUUUUUAUGUAAGUGUGGUUUUGUUUGAAUCUAAGAUGAUAAGUGUGGUUUUGUUUGAAUCUAAGAUGAUGAGGAACUAAUG
This is a messenger RNA of Hevea brasiliensis (rubber tree), 2265 nucleotides long. Its product is annotated as ankyrin repeat-containing protein At5g02620. Gene Ontology annotation, cellular component: plasma membrane. The record is from RefSeq and is a predicted model, not a curated record. The coding region runs from base 1 to 1953 and encodes 650 amino acids. NCBI's taxonomy places the organism in Eukaryota, Viridiplantae, Streptophyta, Magnoliopsida, Malpighiales, Euphorbiaceae. The transcript has 4 exons. Gene Ontology annotation, molecular function: protein phosphatase 1 binding; protein phosphatase regulator activity.